This is a messenger RNA of Ficedula albicollis (Collared flycatcher), 1602 nucleotides long. RefSeq names its product solute carrier family 2, facilitated glucose transporter member 3. Bases 61 to 1533 code for a protein of 490 amino acids. Lineage: Eukaryota; Metazoa; Chordata; Aves; Passeriformes; Muscicapidae. The record is from RefSeq and is a predicted model, not a curated record. Gene Ontology annotation, molecular function: hexose transmembrane transporter activity. The transcript is spliced from 10 exons. Gene Ontology annotation, biological process: monosaccharide transmembrane transport. Gene Ontology annotation, cellular component: membrane.
GUUCCGUUAGGUGCGCACAGGCGGCCGUUCCUGGCAGUCGUGCUCCGCCAGCCGCCGACGAUGGACACCAAGAAGAAAAUCACAGCGCCCCUUGUCUAUGCUGUUUGCAUCGCUGCCAUCGGAUCUCUCCAGUUUGGAUACAACACCGGUGUCAUUAAUGCACCCGAGAAGAUCAUCCGGAGCUUUUUCAACAAAACUCUGUCAGAAAGAAGUGGGAAGGCUGUCUCCCAAGAACUCCUCACCUCUCUGUGGUCACUUUCCGUGGCUAUUUUCUCAGUAGGAGGCAUGAUUGGCUCCUUCUCAGUCAGUCUGUUUGUAAACAGAUUUGGCAGGAGGAACUCCAUGCUGCUGGUGAAUGUCUUGGCCUUUACUGGAGGCCUUCUCAUGGCCUUCUCUAAGGCAGCAAGAGCAGUGGAGAUGUUGAUUAUUGGCCGCUUUGUUAUUGGUGUCUUCUGCGGCCUCUGCACGGGCUUCGUGCCCAUGUACAUCAGUGAGGUCUCACCCACCAGCGUGCGCGGAGCCUUCGGCACCCUCAACCAGCUGGGCAUCGUGGUGGGCAUCCUGGUGGCUCAGAUCUUUGGACUGGAGGCAAUCAUGGGCACUGAAGGACUUUGGCCAAUGCUUUUGGGUUUCACGAUCCUCCCAGCAAUUAUGCAGUGUAUUGGUCUUCUGUUCUGCCCUGAAAGCCCCCGUUUCCUACUGAUCAACAAGAUGGAGGAGGAGAAAGCUGAAGCAGUUCUGCAGAAGCUCCGUGGUGAUCGAGAUGUGUCUCAAGACAUCCAGGAGAUGAAAGAUGAAAGUGCAAAAAUGUCCCAGGAAAAGAAAGCAACUGUGCCGGAGCUCUUCCGUUCUCCAAACUACCGUCAAGCCAUUAUCAUCGCCAUCAUGCUGCAGCUGUCCCAGCAGCUCUCAGGCAUCAACGCUGUGUUCUAUUAUUCUACAGGGAUUUUUGAAAGAGCUGGUAUCACACAGCCUGUCUAUGCUACCAUUGGAGCUGGCGUGGUAAACACAGUCUUCACUGUGGUGUCGCUGUUCCUGGUGGAGCGUGCAGGGCGCCGGACCCUCCAUUUAAUUGGUUUGGGUGGCAUGGCUGUGUGUGCUGCUGUUAUGACUGUAGCUUUAGCCCUGAAGGACACUGUGGACUGGAUCAGAUACAUCAGCAUUGUUGCCACUUUUGGCUUUGUGGCUCUUUUUGAGAUUGGCCCUGGCCCUAUCCCAUGGUUCAUUGUGGCAGAACUCUUCAGCCAGGGCCCACGACCUGCAGCCAUGGCAGUAGCUGGUUGUUCCAACUGGACCUCCAAUUUCUUGGUGGGAAUGCUCUUCCCCUAUGCAGAGAAACUAUGUGGCUCCUAUGUCUUCCUCAUCUUCCUUGUUUUCCUGGUCCUCUUCUUUGUCUUCACCUUCUUCAAAGUGCCAGAGACCAAGGGCAGGACUUUUGAAGACAUCUCCAGGGGCUUUGAAGGACGAGGAGGAAACAAUGGCUCAUCACCCCAGAAGACUCCCAUGGUGGAGAUGGAUAAAGCAGCAGUCUAAGAUCCAUGACACACCCAUUCUUUAACUCGUUCAUGCUUAAAGAGUCAUUAAAGGAAUGAGCAAAGAAAA